This is a messenger RNA of Symsagittifera roscoffensis, 1567 nucleotides long. RefSeq names its product intersectin-2-like. The transcript has 9 exons. Gene Ontology annotation, biological process: positive regulation of Rho protein signal transduction. The record is from RefSeq and is a predicted model, not a curated record. The coding region runs from base 257 to 1306 and encodes 349 amino acids. NCBI's taxonomy places the organism in Eukaryota, Metazoa, Xenacoelomorpha, Acoela, Convolutidae.
UCUUGUUAUUCUCCAUAAUAGCUUUAUGCCACUGCGCUUUCCUCAAAAAAGCAGCAGCCAUCAGUAUAAUCUGAAUAAUAUUUCACACUGCUUAGUGUGAUCAGUGUUUCUAUAAGUUCAAGUAUAAAAAAAUUAAAAACCUCCGCAAUUUGUGUCUGUUUUUGUCAGUUUUCGAAGCACAUGAAGCACAAACGAAGGGAAUAUUUCCUGAAGAGACAGUAAGAGGUUGUUUUUGUCUACAUAUGCACGCUGCCUCAUGGAUGGAACCAGCAAUACCGUAAAUGGUGCUGCUAAUGGGGAGGGGCUGGGAGUUAACAAUAAACAGGACCUUCUGACUGCGAUUGAGAGAGCAGAAGUGAUCAGUAGUCAUCUGAAUGAGAAGCUACAGCUAGACGACCACGAGAGUCAGCUCAAGUGGCUGCAGGAACAUGUGCUAUGGGGACCCAACACAGAAGAUAUCACCCUCACUUCGAACACAAAUGAACUGGGCCCUCGCAAACUCUUCUAUUAUGGACAUCUUGUCAAGUCUAAAAGUGGGAAGCAUCUGUUCGUAUUUCUGUUCAACGACUUCCUCCUCCUCACAGAGAGCAUGUGUGCGUGGCACGAUGCCCAGAAGAAGCUGUUCGACGCCAGGUGUCAUGAGCCAUACCUCACCCAAUACAGACAACCCAUGCUAAUCACAGACGUACAAGCAUUCAACUCCUCCUCCGGAGUACUCGCUACUGUUGGUCACGUGUUGGAGGAAAGAGGUCUGGACAAUCACAUUUCUUUCGAAUACCGGCUGAAAAAAUACACUCUUAAGGCUGAUGGGGCCGCCAAAAGGAAAAGUUGGAUGAGUGCCCUUAAACAUGCGAUCUCUGACUACGUGGAGAUGGUGGGAAAGCGAGAGAGAAUCGUCGGCUGUCCGGACGGGAGGGGACUGAUCAAGAUAGAGGUGCUGCAUGCUGAAAAUGUCGCCAUUCUCUCAGACAAUAAAGACGCCAGCCUCCUCAGUCCUUAUGUCAAAAUCACCCUCGGAGACCAGACCCUGAAGACGCCAGGGGCGAAGGAGGGGGAGGGAGGGGAGAAGCCUUCUUGGCACUACCCUGGUCAACUGGUGUUCUGUGACCUGGAAAAAGAGACUAUGUGGAUCGCACUCUACAUCAAGCGCAAAUUUGCGCCAGAUGAGUACGUAUGCGCCAAAGAAUUCCCCCUCACAUGUCUACCUGCAAGUGGGGGCAAAGUAUCCAAAGAGCAGGACUUCGACCUCGGAGACGGACAGGGUACAGUCAAACUCAAAGUCCUUGUUAGCAAGUUUCAAUCUUGACGCCAACGUAGCUGACAUCUUAUGUCGCCUCAACCCAAAAAUGUGAAUUCAACCCGAAAAUGUCGCCAAAUCCCUUUAGUUUAAAUCAACAGUUUUAUAUCAUAGAACUUGAUGGAAUUCGGAAGCCGAAAAGUGCGAUGCAAACUAUAAAUUAAAAUUUAAUUUUCAUUAGUUGCAAAAAAUGCAUAAUGUUUCUGCAAUCUAAAUGAUUAAAUAAUUAAUGUCAGAUUACGUGCAAUUGGAUAAUGUUUUUAUAAUAGU